Messenger RNA from Micropterus salmoides (largemouth bass), 3043 nucleotides. Its product is annotated as CD209 antigen-like protein E. The transcript is spliced from 8 exons. Lineage: Eukaryota; Metazoa; Chordata; Actinopteri; Centrarchiformes; Centrarchidae. Gene Ontology annotation, molecular function: signaling receptor activity. The coding region runs from base 65 to 856 and encodes 263 amino acids. The record is from RefSeq and is a predicted model, not a curated record.
AUCAUCUACUGGCACCAAGACAAAACAACCAUUAAAACUUUUGUACAACUCCUGCAGGUAAAACAUGCCUAAAAAUGAAUCAGAGAUCACUAUUGAAAUUGGAAACCUUCCUGGUAUUUCAGCCAGAAGUGAUGCCUUGAAGAGUUACACUGGUGAAGAUGGUGAAGUGGCUACUCCAGUCCCUGGUGGAAAACUGCAUAGAUGCAUUGCCGUGAGCUUUUGUCUGUUGUGUAUCCUACAAGCGGCUCUUAACAUUUCCCUGCGCCUUGCUCUCUCUUUCCAGCAGAAUUCCCUGACUGAAGAGAGAGAAGAGCUGAAGAGGCAGCUGAAUGAUUAUGCUUUCCAGCAGAAUUCCCUGACUGAAGAGAGAGAAGAGCUGAAGAGGCAGCUGAAUGAUUAUGCUUCACAGCAGAAUUCUUUGACUAGAGAGAGAGAUGAGUUGAAGAGGAAGCUGAAUGAUUUUGCUAACUAUGCUCAGCAAGGAUGGGUGUAUUUCAGUGAUAGUUUCUAUUACAUUUCUUCAAUCAAGAAAACCUGGCAAGGCAGUAGAGAUGACUGUCUGCAUAGAGGUGCAGACUUGAUAAUUAUCAACAGCAAAGAAGAACAGGUAUUCACAAGACAAUUUGAAAAGAUAAUGUGGAUUGGACUGACUGACAGAGAGACAGAGGCGAGAUGGGAAUGGGUGGAUAGGACUUUGCUGACAACAAGCUUCUGGUACCCUGGAGAACCUAACAAUUACAUUGGCAGAAAUGAAGACUGUGUAGAAACAUGGUACUAUAACGAUGAUAAUAGCUGGAAUGAUGUUGUAUGUGAAAAUCAAAACUUCUGGAUCUGCGAAAAGAAAAUGGCUCUAUAACUUAGUGUACACACCAACAUGACAGCUACUGUAUUCAGAAGACAUGAAGAUAUGGUAACAAUUUUCAGCUAAUCUGUAAAGAUAGAACUGAAACACAAGCAAAGUGUUUUGGUUGUAGAAAACAAUAAAACUACUGUACUGUAUUACCAUUACUUUGAAUCAUUUCCUAACAAAUGUAAUUGUCUAUUAGUUGUCAUGACAAAAAUGUGACAGACGUGUGAUUAGUCUCAGCAGGUUAAACCACCGGUUCUGCAGGAUCUAUUACAUUAUGUAUCUGUUUAACUAAACUCAAAGUUUAGUUGUUUUCUUAAAUCUUACAAUGCUUACUAUAUCCUUGCUAAUUUAUCUAACUUCUGCAUUCUGCAGAUGAUGAUUAAUCAAAUUCAUUGUACCAGUUCGUGGGUGACCCAUACCACACGACAACUAUUGUAGUUAGGGGUCACCAAGUAUUCUAGAGCAAAACUGCCAGCAAGUCACACACACAACAGCACAACAUCAUAACUGCUCAAAACAGACCCAUACAAUGCUGAACUAGAAGCAAAGACACUAUCAUAAAACAUAGUCUGCAUUAUCAUUUCUAAUUCCUAAUUCUUAUUAUUAUAAGUUUAAAGUAGCAACUUACUCUUUUUAGCAAAUAUCUCCUUUCCUCGGGCUCAUGUUGACUGUGAAUGAUAUAAUCUGCGUCCACUAAAGCAGUGGUCAUACACUGAAUUGGGAAUUGGGAAUUUUUGGGAAUUGCAGAGUUAAAACAAAUGCCAUUAUUAUUGUGAAAGACUUCAAAUGAAAUAAGAAACUCUUUAUCAUGGUUAAAAUGUAUCUCUACAAUAACUAAUCCCCAAUUUCACUGCUCAUGCCUAAACACCAGUGUUAGAUGACAAUUACAUAAAAUUUGAAAUGACAUUGUUAUAAUGAAAUGAUAGGGUGGGGUCUUAGCUAGCUAACAUCAGAUAGCUCAUUUUAAGUAAAAGAAAUGCAAAUUACGAAACUCUGAAGGUAGGAAAGAUAAAUGUAUUAAAGCAGCUAGAUAGUUAACUCCUGACAUUAACCAGCAAUUGCUCCAUUAGUGUGUGAUACACUGAACUGGAGCAACUACCACUGGGAGUGAUGCAGACUGACGUUCAACUAAUGUCAAUGUUAGGAAAUAGUAUGGUCCAUUUUGGGGUGUCUUAAAUAUAAGGCAUGAGUAUGGGAAAUAUAUUGUAAUAUUUACAAUUAUAGAUAAGAAAGACCCCCCUAAACUUUUGUUUUAGCCUCUUUUGGGGUGGUCCAAGCCUUAAUUAGAGUGGUCAGACCGAUGGCUCACAAAUUAUUUAGAACAUUACAGCCUAAAUUGUUGUCAUUAAUUGUAUUGCCAUCAUUUCAUUAAGUGCAGUGUUCAUCAUUUAAAGUAUUAUUUUAGAGUGUAAAAGUUGGGAUCACAGUGUCAAAACUCUAAAGCUCUUGUCACCAUUUAAAGAGUUAUUUUAUAGUGUAAAGUUAAGAUCACAACGUUGAAACUCUAUAGCUCUGAGUGUGUGUGGUCCUCUCUGUGUCUAACUGCCCGGAGGCAGUAACAGUAGCACAUGUGUGUGUUAGCAGGCACGUGUGCUCUGGGAGCAGAGUGAAUGAGCACAGCAUGACAUCAUAAAAACACCAGAAAAGUUAAAAUGUAGAAGCAGAAUUAGUGAAAAUUGGGUUACAAAAUAUACAUAAACAUAGUCCAUCACAGUAGGAAUGUCUUUAGCACACAGCACAAAAGACACCAGCUUAUUCCACAAAGUGAGGUUUUAAUCAUUUUAUUAUCCUUAAUUAGCAUUAAUCAUUAAUCAUUAGUAGUUAGUUUAUUAAUCAUUAUUAGCUUAUUAAUUAUACUUAGUUACCUCUUAAUCUUUGAACAUUUCCGAAAUGUGUCUUAUUUUCUACUUAAAAGUGCUGUGCUGUAAUCAUGAAUGCAGUAACAAAGUGAAGAUCCCUGAGUGGGAGCAUUGACCGUAGACACUUAGACUAUGCAUACCUUGGUCAACUGUUAUCUACUGUGGCUUUAUGACAGCAUGGGAGGCUGCAGGUGUCUGCUGUAACAAGUGCAUGCUUGGGUCUACUGAUAUCCACUGUUGUUAUAACAUGAUGAAUUGCCGAGGUGUCAUUCUGCUGAUAUUAAGACUACAUGUUUAAUUACCAUUGUUUUGGAAUAAACUCUUUUUGCACCAA